GGUACUGGGAGGUCGUGGCUCAAGGAAGAGUCGUGCUGAGGAGCCCAGGUCCUGUGCUCUUGCCUAGGAUGAGCUCCAGUUCCAGCAAUCCUGAAGAUGGGGACACCACUGAGCAGUCUCAGCUGGGGCUGGACACCGUGAUCCAGAAGUUGGAAGACACCAUCCUGAGCCCCAUGGCCAGAAGGGAAGACCGGGCGCUAACAGUGCGUGGAGAAGGCCAGCAGGCUUUACCUACUCCUGUGCCAGCCCGUAUCCGAGAGAUUGUGUCGAGCAGCCUGAGCGAGGAGCCACUCUCAGGUGAUGUGAAAAGCCCUAAAGCUACUACAACCCACGCACAGGAAGAGAGUGAGCUCCUGCAAGAAGAGCUGACUCGGUUGGAGGACCUGUUGGCCCAGGCAGAUGCUGAGCGGGAGGAGCUGGCCAACAGGUGUCACAUGGUCAGCCAGAGGCUGCAGGCCCGCCUGGAUACCGCUGAGGCCCGGCUUCGGAAGUCAGAGCUGGAGCACAGCAUGGAUUUGGAGGAGGCUCUUAGCCGGCUGGAGGCCUCACAGCAGAGGAGCAUGGGCCUUUCCCAAGUAAACACCCUCCUUCGACAACAGCUGGAGCACAUGCAGAAGGCCAACGACACAUUGGCCAGGGAACUGACCAGGACAACACACAGCUUGCUCCGCCUGCAGGGCAAGUUGGAGCUUCGAGAGACCCAAAGGUUGAGCCUAAGACAGCCCCGAGACAUCCUCCCCCUGUGGAGACAGGCCAAGGCUCUACAGACACACCUGGCGGAGGUUCGGGCAUCCACGGAGAGGGGUCUCGCAGAUGUUCGGGCGGACAUGACCCGGACGGCCCAGCGCUUGCAUAUGGCUUGCCUGAGCUUCGACUCCCACCUGCAACUGACAGCCAGCAGCAUGACCAGUGACCUGGAACAGCGGCUGAGGGAGCAGGCUAGGGAAAUGCUGCAGCUACAGGGCCAGUGGGCUGCUGAGAAGGUGGCGCUUCAAGCCAGACUCUCAGAGCAGACACUACUGGUAGAGAAGCUCUCUGUGCAGAAGGAACAAGGAGAGAGAGCCAUCCUGACACUCAAGGCGGACAUCCAAAGAUUGGUGGCCCAGUCAGAUGCUCAGUAUACAGGGUUGGCCUGGAGCAGCAGCACUGAAGUCAGGGAAGUACAGACCCGACUGAGGAGCCCCCCACGUUCUCUGUCUCCACACCAGCGCAUGUCCCCAACACGGACCAGCUCUCCAACCGACCUGCAUCCUGCACUGCAGGCUGUCCAGUCAGCCAUGGAGAGGCGGCAGCAGUGGGAGCAGGAGCUACAUCUGAGGCUGAAGUCCUCCCAAGAAGAAGCAGCCGGGCUCCGAGAGCAGCUGUCUGGGUACCGGCAAGAACUGCGGACCUCACAGAGGCUUCUGCAGGAUAGGGCACAGGAGCAUGAGGAUCUGCUGGGCCAGCUGGAGGCCCAGAGGCAGGAGACACAGCUCUCUCAGGUGUCUGUCCAUCUCCUGGAAAGGGAGAAAGUAGCCCUGGAGGCAACUGUGGAGGAACUGAGGGCAAAGGCAGACAUUCAGGAGGCUGAGACACAGAAGCUGGAGGCCACAAACGCAGAGCUUCGGAGAAGCCUCCUGCUGCGGACAGAGCAGAAAGCAGAGCUCGCCCAGCAGAGUGAGCGCAGCCUGCGUGAGCUGGAGACCAGCCAGGGCCGCCUGGAGCAACUGGAAGAAAAGGUUUCUGGGCUCAGGAAGGAGCUAGCCACAUCCCGGGAGGCACUGAGUUCAAUGCAGUUGCAGAGGGACAUCUUGGAGACAGAAAAGGAGGGCCUGCGUGGUGCUCUGGCCCAGGCUGAAUCUAGCAAUGCUGACUUGGAAUUGCUGGUGACACGGCUGAAGACGGAGGGAAUGGAGAAACAGGACUCACUGGCCAAGAUGGCUACCCUGCUGGAAGGGCUUUCCCAAGACAAAGGCACCCUAAACCAUCUGGUACUUCAGCUGGAGCAGGAACGGGACCAGCUUCGGGAGCAGCAGAAGAGGCUGGAGCAGGAGCAGGCUAUCGUGAGAGAACAGCUGACGCAGACAGAGCAGCAGCUGGGGCUCAUUCAAGCUGAGCGGAGAAGUCUGCAGGAGGCUUGUGGGCACCUGGAGCAAAAGCAGGAACAUCUAGAGAAGCAGGUGGCCCUGCUUGGGCAGGAGAGUGCCCAGCUCCGGGAGCAGGUGGACCAGGUCACAUACAAGAAACGGGCCCUAGAGAAGCAGCUGGCACAGAGCCUGCAGGACCAGGAGGCCCAGAUGGACAUUCUGCAAGAUGCCCUCCAUGAGAAGAACGUACUGUCUGAGGAGCGGGCCCAACUACUGGCUAAGCAGGAAGCCCUGGAGAGACAUAGCGAGCUUGUGACUAAGGAGGCAGCUGAUUUGAGGGCUGAGAGGAACUCUCUGGAGAACAGCCUCUUUGAGGCCCAACAGCUGACCACGCAGUUGCAGGCCCAGCAGGAACAGCUGGGAGCAAAGGCCAAGGCUGAUCAAUUGGCUCGCCAGGCCUUGCAAGUGGAAAUGGAGCGGCUGAAAAGUGACUGGGAAGUCCAAGAGACAAAAUUGCAGUGGGAUCUGGGACAGCUGCAGCAGCAGGCUGCACAGCAAGAGCAGGAGGCACAGCUGGCCUUGGAGCGCCAGGAGCUGGCCCACAGAGAGGAGCUGGCACGUCUGCACAGGGAGAAGGACACCCUCAGUUUAUCCCUGGCAGAGGAGAAAGAGGCAGCUGCCCGGUGGAUGGAGCAACAGAAAGAGCUGUUGACCAAAAGUACAGCCGACAGGGAGGUGCUGCAGGGGGAGAUUCAGAACUUGAAGCAGGAGCGGGAUGAGAGCCUCCUUCAACUGGAGCACGAGAUGCAGCAGGCCCUGUCUCUGAAAGAUGCAGAGAAGAACCUGUUGAGCAAAGAGCUCUCUGGAGCCCACCUGGAGCUGGAACGGGCCCGGCAGGAGGCCCAGAACCAGCAAGUGCAAGCUGAGGCUACCAUUUCCACCAUGACCAAAGAGCUGAGAACCCUCCAGGUCCAGUUCGAAGAGGCCAUCUCCGCCCACCAGAGAGAAGCUGAAACUCUGAGAGAGAAGCUCCGCGAGAUAGCAGCCGAGCGAAGCAGCGUGAGGAGGGAGGCUGAGGGGCUGCAGGCACAGCUGAACGUGGCUCAUGAGAGGCUGGCUGAACUGCGUCAAGAACUUCAGGACAGUGAAGAGAGUCGUGAGGGGCUACGCAGGGAGGCCUUGGAGGCUCGCCGGGCACUGGACGAUGAGGUUCAAGAGAAGGACGUACUACAACAUUCCAACACUGAGUUGCGGGCCACCAUCCACAGGGCUGAGCAAGAGAAAGCCAGUUUUAAGAGGUCCAACGAGGAGCAGGAGCAGAAGCUGCUGUUACUUCAAGAGGCCCAAGUGGCAGCUCAGAAGGAAGCCUGUGAGCUGAGGACCAGGCUGCAAGGGUUGGAACGGGCACAGAGGGAUACCUGUCGGAAGCUCCAGGAGCGCCACAGACAGGUAAGGACGCUGGAAGCUGAGAACCAGAGGAAGAGGCAGGAAGUGAGUGAGCUGCAGGCCCAGGUCUCUAGGGAUGCACAGUGUCGGCGCAAGAACAUGCAGGAGACACUAGAACUGCAGCGACAAGUCGCCGAGGCUCAGGCUGCCCGUGACGGUGUUCAGAAGGAGGUUCUAGAGCUACAGCACAAGCUGGCAGAAGUGGAGGCUGCAGGGGAGGCCAGGGCAAAGCAGCUGGAGGGCCAUCUUUGUGAGAGCCAGAGGGCUGAGCAGACCCUGCAGGCCGAGCUGCGCAGAACCACCAGGAAGCUACAACAGGCCAGCAACCAGGCUGACAGCCUUCAGAGCAACCUGGACAAUGCCCGUAGCCAAGUCCACGUCUUGGAACAGGAGCUGGCCAAGGCUGAGGGUGUUAGGCGUAAUGCAGAAGCCCAACUGGGCCGGCUGUGGUCCACACUCUGCAGUGGCCUAGGCCAAAGUCAGAACCUCUUGGCCUCUCCAAAGAGGCCCCAUUCUCCCACAACAGGCAUCACCCAGACUCGUCAUGGACGGCAAAGGACCAGUCCCCCUACUAGAUCCUACUCUCCUGCCCGAUGGCCCUCGCCUGUACCUGUAGAUCCUAAUUCAGAGGUCAUCGAUGUGGCCUUUGUAAGGGAUGCCCUGAGGGACCUGGUGCAAAAGCUUCUCGAGGCCCAGCAGGAACGGGACAACUCUGGCACUCAGGUGGCCAGCCUGAGCAGCCAGCUGAGCGAGGCAGAGAGGGAACGCGUCCACCUACAGAGCCGUGUGGAGCAGCUACAGAGGGACCUAGCGGAUGCAGAGGAAGCCCAGCGCAGGGCCGAAAAUGCACUGCACAGUGCCCAGGCAGCUCGGGCCUUGCAGAAGGAGGCACUCCAGAGGCUGGAAGUAGAGCAUCUGACAAGCACACGGGCUGCCAGCCAGGAGAGGAGAAGGCUGCAGGAGCAAGUAGACACCCUCCGUCAGGCCCUGGAAGAGAGCAGCAGGCACAGCCAGAGCCUUGCAGACAAGGGGAGGCUCCUGGAGCCCCUGCAGCAGGUGCAUCCGAGGAGCCAUAGGGAGCAGGAAGCCUCAGCAACACAGCGGGCAGAGAGGCGCGCCCUGCGAGAGCAAACAGCUUCACUGCGCACCGAGCGGGCCCGCCUACAGGGGGAGCUCGCGGCACUGCGCACGCGCCUCAGACAGACAGAGCAAGAGACCCUGAGGAAGGAGGAGGACACAGCGAUGCUGGGGGCCAAGAAGGAGCUGCUACUGCAGUCUCUGAGCAGCCUACACCAGGAAGUAGAUGGGGCCUUGCGGCAGAGCCAGCAGCUGCAGGCCCAGAUGGCGGAGCUGGAACGGGCCCACACCCAGCGGCUCCAAGAGCUAGCUGCCCAGCACCAGCGGGACCUGGCAGCUGAGGCUGAGAGGCUCCAUGAGACCCAGCUGCAGGCCACACAGGCUCUGGAAUCCCGUGAGCACAUUCACCAGCAGAGAGUAAAGGUCCUGGAAAGGCAGGUAGCUAGGCUGAAGAAGCAGCUGGACCAUGAAGUGAGGCAGCGGCAGCAACAAGCCCACAGUGACUAGACCUUUCGAGCCAAGCACUACAGUACCUCCCUUCAUUCCUAUGCCGUGUGGCCUGCACUGACAGCAGGUUCUGGGGGCCAUGUUAGGGUUCUAUGCUACCGGAGAAACUGGUGCUACACACACUAGAGGGGCCAAGUUUAACAAACAUCGGUGGGCUGUGAGAAGAUUUACAAAUAGGCAGCCACCAACCAAAGCACACUACGCCCUCCUCGACUCUUCCCAGACUGCAGAGGUCCUGCCUAUGGGGACCUCAGCCUCCAGCUGGACGGGACCACAUUGCUCUUUGAUUCUCCUCCCUGCUGCAGGGAGCAGGGAUGCUGACCACCCCUCAGGUCAUACUGGGCCUGGGGCUCCAUUUCUAGAUUGGACCUGUUACUUGGGCCAGGCACUGGUGGCUGAGCCCUGUCAAACCAGCCCUUCUGCCACAGGCACAUUCCGUGCCCUCAGUUCUGUAAACACAGGAAACACAUGGAAAACAUUUCCACCAGCGAGAGCCAAAAACACAAUGUCCUGCAAGGCCAGCCACCACACCCCACAUCCAGAGGCCACAAAACCUUCUGCAUCCAGGAACUGCAGUCCCAUCACGGUGGCAGGUGGCUGGAAAUGACUCAGAUGCAAGCCCUGUGACGUGCGCCACAGGGGUAUUGGAGAUCUGAAGCUGUUCUAGAAUCUCCCAUUUCCACACACACACACACACACACACACACACACACACACAAAAAUGCUGGAAAAUGCCAUUGGGCAAUCCUUCUCUGGUUGCUAUGCAGGCUAAGGCCAUUAUCAGAUCUUGUUCCUGCCUCACCUGUUGGCAUCCCUGUGCCUUUCUCCUAUUUGGUGCUGGUCAGAAUGACUUGUCUUCCCCCUGCCCCUCCAAUUCUCUUUCACAUUGUAAAUGGCGCUUUCUAGCGUCCACAGGCUACCAGGCAACCUGGUAAAUUCUUGCCUGCCUGCACCCCAGGGUACAGGUUGUCCCAUGGCUUGUGCUUCUGCCAGGACCUCCUGAAGCCUCUUCAAGGACUCUGGCAUCGGGCAGGAAAGGCAGGCAGCUCCUGGAACCCAUCCAGUCACAGUCAUGUAGCUAAGGUCAAGAUAGGUGACAGCCCGUCAGUUUACUUCAAGAUCACCAGGGACUUAAAAUCAGCCACCCUGUCAGACCUCUGGUUGAACUUAGUAGCUGGUCCCUGCACAGUUGAGGUGGACAGAUAGGCCUUACUACCGAUGACAGUGUGAAGAAGGACCCUGACGCCCAGGCUCUGAAAGGGAGAACACAGAGACCCAUUGGCAAUGGCUUUCUUGGACAAAGGAUAAGUUGGUGGCACAGGGACCCUGAUAAAUUCCCACCUACAGUUUCCAGGUCCCAGCCAACACAGCCUGGCAGGGGAGAGUAGACGGCCUGUCCCACUGAGGCCUGAGAAACUGGGACUUCGUAGAUAGCCCUUACCUUCCUCCUCCUCUGGUCUGCAGCUCCCCUGUGGAAGUGUUGUACCAUCCCCUGGAGGACCCGAGAGCGGUACAGAAACUGGAGAUUCCCACAGGAGGCUAGGGGGUUCCUCCACUGCUGGUUCAGGGAGCCCACCUGCAGCAUUAAUGCCUUCCUCUUCCUGACCUCGCAAGGCUCCCUGGUCCCAGGGACAUCAAUGGGACUGAAGUUGACAGCUGAGGAGGUGUCCUGUAAAUAUACCUGGAAGCAGGGGGCACACUUCAACAAGGACAGGUCUGGAUACUUCUUGGCACCAAAAUAAAAAACACCGUGACCUGGCCAAGGUGCUUCCAACGAAGGUGCUCCCUAGUGACCCCGCUUUUGCACUGGCUGCUCAGGGGAACAUUCCCAGCACAGCGAGGGCUUCUGAGAUUGCCACACUCUUGAGUAUUUACAUCCGUGCAGGAGAUAUUGUUUUUCCUUAUUCAACAUAAAGGAAUGUAUUUGUGUUGAGAAGGGAUGAUUUCUAAAGAAUAUAUUGCGUUUCUCUAAA
Molecule: messenger RNA, 7069 nt
Organism: Rattus rattus (black rat)
Lineage: Eukaryota; Metazoa; Chordata; Mammalia; Rodentia; Muridae
Gene: Crocc2
Product: ciliary rootlet coiled-coil, rootletin family member 2
Exons: 33
Coding region: 69-5096 (1675 amino acids)
Source: RefSeq, a predicted model, not a curated record